AUGAACCUUCCUGGAAAGCACGCCCGCGUUCGAGACAGCGUGUCAAAGUGCCUCGGAUUCGCGAAGUCUACAGUGAGCAAUGUCGUUGCCGAUUGGAACCAAAACCACGACCGCUCGUUCACGCCCAAGUCCACCACACGGGGACACCGUCCUCGGUCAUCCGUUGAGCACCUUGCAACUGAAAUUCGGCAAAUUAUUCAAGAAUCCAACGCUGCCUGUUUGCCGAUCUCGGCAAAAGCCCUGUCCACUGAGCUGGCCGAACGUGAAGGCGUUAUCAUUCCAGUACGAACCAUGCGGAGAGCGCUUCGUCGAAUGGGCUUUUCGUUUCAAAAGGGCCAAACA
This is a messenger RNA of Aphanomyces invadans, 342 nucleotides long. RefSeq lists its product as hypothetical. The annotation marks the transcript as partial. The record is from RefSeq and is a predicted model, not a curated record. Lineage: Eukaryota; Oomycota; Saprolegniomycetes; Saprolegniales; Verrucalvaceae. The transcript has a single exon.